Ilex paraguariensis (yerba mate) is the source of this 1954-nucleotide messenger RNA. Lineage: Eukaryota; Viridiplantae; Streptophyta; Magnoliopsida; Aquifoliales; Aquifoliaceae. The record is from the annotation of a GenBank genome assembly.
AUGGGUUUCAAGACUAUACACCACAAGUUUUUUGAGUGCAACUCAGGUGCCUUCUCCUGUUACCUUCAGAUGUUUUGCCAUUCAUUUCCAAAUAUAAUGGAUGGGAAGAAACUAGAGUACAAAGGUGAGGAGGCAUUAAAGGAGCUGGAGACCUUAACAGCGAGAGCUGAUGAGGUUCAAGAGUGUCUUUUAGAAGACAUACUAACAAGGAAUAGGAAGACUGAGUAUCUGCAUAACUACUUGUUGGGAUCCAAAAGUGUAACAGAGUUUAAGCGUUGUGUACCAGUUAUCACAUAUAAGGGCAUUCGUUCUUAUAUUCAGAGGAUCGGUAAUGGUGAAGAUUCUUCUCUUAUUACCGGUCACCCCAUCACUGAGAUGCUAUGCAGCUCCGGAACGUCUGCUGGAGAACCUAAGCUGAUGCCAUCAAUUGCAGAAGAUCUAGAUCGUCGAACCUUUCUAUAUAACCUCAUCAUGCCGAUAAUGAACCAAUAUGUCCCCGGUCUGGAUGAGGGUAAGGCUAUGUACCUGUGCUUUGUCAAGGCAGAAAUGUCCACUCCUUGUGGCUUACCUGCUCGGGCUGUUCUAACCAGCUACUACAAGAGCAGGCACUUCAAAUGCCGCUCAAGAGACCCCUACAACGAUUUCACCAGCCCCGACGAAGCCAUUUUGUGCGAGGAUAGUCAUCAAAGCAUGUACUGCCAGUUGCUCGCCGGCCUCCUCCACCGCUACCAAGUCCUCCGCCUCGGAGCCGUCUUUGCCUCCGCUCUUCUCCGCUCCAUCUCCUUCCUCGAACACCACUGGAUCACCCUCUGCAACGAUAUCCGGUCUGGCCAUUUGGACCCCAUGAUCACCGACCCGAAAUGCCGAUCAGCCAUGUCAGUCAUACUCGUAUCACCGGACCGACAACUAGCCGACGAGAUUGAGGCCAUCUGUGGCCGUCCAUCGUGGAAGGGAAUAGUGUGUCACCUUUGGCCUAAGGCUAAGUACAUUGAGGCUGUGGUGACAGGGUCCAUGGCACAAUAUAUAUCAUCUCUUGAGUACUAUAGUGAUGGGAAGUUGCCAUUGGUGUGCACCAUGUAUGCUUCAUCUGAGUGUUAUUUUGGUGUGAAUUUGAAACCCUUAUGUGACCCUGCGGAUGUGUCAUUCACUCUCUUGCCCAACAUGGGUUACUUUGAAUUCAUACCUUUGGGAGAUAAUGGAACACUGUUAAUGGAUAUGGAUGAAGAUGAAGAGGUGCCCCCCAAUAAGCUUGUCGACCUGGUGAAUGUUAGACUUGGUUCUUACUAUGAAUUGGUGGUUACCACUUUCUCUGGACUUUAUCGGUAUCGCAUUGGUGAUGUGCUCCAAGUGACAGGAUUCCAUAAUCGAGCCCCACAGUUUCGUUUCAUCUGCAGGAGAAACGUCGUUCUCAGCGUUGAUAACGAUAAAACCAAUGAAGAAGACCUACACAGGAGCAUCACAGUGGCAAAGAGACUCUUGGAACCCUACAAUGCCCUCCUGGUGGAAUACACUAGCUCUGCCGAUACAUCAUCUGUACCAGGGCACUAUGUGAUUUACUGGGAGAUCACACAUUGCACAUCAAUGGCAGACAAGGUCACCCCUGUCGAUCCCGGGGUGUUUCAAGAUUGCUGCAUAACCAUUGAAGAAGAACUUGAUUAUAUCUACAGGCGCUGUCGGGCUCACGACAAGUCCGUCGGGCCAUUGGAGAUUCGAGUAGUGAAGCCCAGGAGUUUUGAAUUGUUGAUGGAUAUGUUAAUCAACCAAGGAGGGUCAAUUAACCAGUAUAAAACUCCAAGGUGCAUUAAGUCUAGUGCUGCACUUAAACUGUUGAACUCCAAUGUGAAGGCUAGCUUCUUUAGUCCUAGGGAUCCUUCUUGGACCCCUUGAAUUUGCAACUAGAAUAAUGAGAAUGACCCAAUUUUCCUUCACUUGGAUUUGUGUUCUGGGACUUAAU